Messenger RNA from Sorex araneus (European shrew), 1925 nucleotides. RefSeq names its product E3 ubiquitin-protein ligase RNF113A-like. The transcript has a single exon. Bases 466 to 1287 code for a protein of 273 amino acids. Gene Ontology annotation, molecular function: metal ion binding. Gene Ontology annotation, biological process: snoRNA splicing. The record is from RefSeq and is a predicted model, not a curated record. Gene Ontology annotation, cellular component: U2-type spliceosomal complex. Lineage: Eukaryota; Metazoa; Chordata; Mammalia; Eulipotyphla; Soricidae.
UGCACAGGGGUUAGUUAUUCCUGGCUCAUGCACUCAGGAAUUACUCCUGCCAGUGCUCGGGGGACCAUAUGGGAUGCUGGGAAUUGAACCCGGGUUGGCCUCAUGCAAGGCAAACGCCCUACCCGCUGUGCUAUUGUUCCAGCCCCAGUCAUGGUUAUUUUCAGGGAGUGAAAAUCACAGAUGAUGGGAAGUACUUUUCUUCUGUUUGCUCUGGUAUUUUUUUCCUAUGCUGACCGCGCACUGCAUAGGAAAUUCAAAGUAUUUAAGUCACGUGGUCUCCUGAGAGCCCCCUCGCUCGCUUGUGCAGCCAAGCCUGCUUUCUGCCGCCAGUUUUGCGACAUCUGCAGUGACGUGCCCACGGCCACGCGCGUCCACGUGGCCCAGCCGUUUGGCAGCCCAAAGCCUACGAGGACGUUGCCACUUUCUCCUGGGAGGGCCAGAGGCCGGGCCUGGGCGCGUUAGAAGAUGCACGGCCGUGGUCCCCAAAGGGCAUCGUGCUGCCGCUGGACCAGCUGCGACCCCAAGCCCGGGCCCGAGAGUGUGGGCGUGGUGUACCAGUCCACGCGCUCAGCCAAGCCGGUCGGGCCGGAGGACAUGGGCGCCACGGCGGUCUUCCAGCAGGACACGGAGAGGGAGCGGGACGCCCAGGCCAUCUUCGAGCGCAGCCACAAGAUCCAGGAGCAGCGGAGGGGCAAGGAGGACGACAAGAUCUACCGGGGCAUCAAUAACUACCCUAAGUACAUGCAGCCCAAAGACGUGUCGAUGGGCAACGCGUCCUCGGGCCUGGGGAGGAAGGGCCCCAUCCGCGCCCCCGAGCACCUGCGGGCCACCGUGCGCUGGGACUACCAGCCCGACAUCUGCAAGGACUACAAAGAGACGGGCUUCUGCGGCUUCGGGGACAGUUGCAAGUUCCUCCACGACCGUUCGGACUACAAGCACGGCUGGCAGAUCGAGCGCGAGCUGCACGAGGGCCGCUACGGCGCCUCCGAGGACAGCUACGAGGUGGAGAACCCCCCGCCCGAAGAAAUGCCCUUCAAGUGCUUCAUCUGUCGCCAGACCUUCCGGGACCCGGUGGUCACCAAGUGCAAGCACUACUUCUGCGAGAGCUGCGCGCUGCGGCAUUUCCGCACCAGCCCGCGCUGCUACGUCUGCGACAAGCAAACCCACGGGCUCUUCAAUCCCGCCAAAGGCCUGAUGGCCAAACUGGGCCGGCGACCAGCUGCGCGAGACCCCGGCGCUGCCCGCUUCCCAGAAGACCCUGAGGAGGGCCCAGUUCCCAUGACUUAGAUUUCCCAUCAUUCUUUCAAAUAAAUGCUUAGUGGUGGUUUGGGGAAAAUUUAAAUAAAUAGGGAAUACUUAAAUAAAUGGGAAAAAAAGGUUUAAGAAAGUGGAGACGUUUUAUUUUCGAUUCUAGGCAUUAAUUCUAAUGACCAGAGGAAGAUCAUUCACCCAACAGUAGCACUGUCUUCCGUUGUUCAUCAAUUUGCUCAAGCGGGCACCAGUAAAGUCUUCACUGUGAGACUUGUUACUGUUUUUGGCAUAUCGAAUAUGCCUUGGGCAGCUUGCCAGGCUCUGCCUAGCAGGUGAGAUACUCUAGGUAGCUUGCGGGCUCUCUGACAGGGGUGGAGGAAUCGAACCCGGGUUGGCCACAUGCAAGGCAAACACCCUAGCCAAUGUGCUAUCACUAGAGUCCUCACCCAACAGUAAAGUAACUAAAUAGGCUCCCACUCCAGCGACUGAACUCUUGACCUUUGUCUCCUGGCACUCUGGGGAGAAUGAUGCGGGAAUGUUAUGCUCAGAUUUUAUUCCCUCAAUGUACAAUAUUACUUAAAUUCCAAGGUAUUCUUACUUACGAAUGGGUGUUAGGGCAUAACUUUCUGUGUCUGUCUUUUCUAGGGAGAAAAGACAUUUCAUGAAAUGAAACU